GGGGUAGUAGUCGUGUGGUUGUGUUUAAGAUUAGCAAUCAGCUCUUUUCUUCUCUCGUUUAUUGUAGUUAUGUGCCAGGUGUGUAUUGACAUCAUUGUGUAACAAAUAUAUCCAACUGUUCAACAGACUGGCACACAUGCUUUUGUUUCACACGUCUUCGAAUAUCUGAUAUCUUACUAUCCUCGUUCUCUCUCCACACGAACUAUUACAAACUUAAAGGACAAGAUGUCCAAUACAGACAACAUUGAGGACCAAGGUUCAGAUGAAAAACCGAAAUCUUUAAACAAAAGUUAUUCGUUGAUAAGAAUGACGACUGAAAACUCUGAUUUGUACAGGACUAAUUCCAAGAUGAUAUUGGUCACCCGUGAUCCAGUUUAUACCAACAAAACCAUUGUACAGGGCCAUUAUAUUGGACCAAAACCUCACAACUAUUUACCUUUGGCUAUUUUUGUGACUAUUAUCAACCCCUUACUCGGUCCAAUUAGUAUAAUGCUUUCAGUGAUGUCAAACCGUGCUUAUGCCCAAGGAGAUACCAAAUAUGCCCUCAAGUGGAGUUUGAACUCAUUCUUCUGGAGUGUCAUAUCCAUUGUGGUUGCUAUUGUGGUGUAUUUAGCCAUUGGUUUCUCCCUCAGCAACAUCAGAACUCGUGGUGGCUAUAUUGGCUAUUAAAACAACAACAAUAAGGAGGCUGACUCUAAUGCCGAUGGUCAAAGGAUGACCACUUUGUAAGAGUUGCUGCUCUCCUUCUCUCCCCCCUCUCUCUUUUUCCUUCCUUCCAGACAUCAUCAACUAACAUCUUUAUAUAUUAAACAGCUUCAACAUUUAAAGAAUUAUUUUUCUCAGGAUUUUUACAUGAUGAUGACGA
Molecule: messenger RNA, 865 nt
Organism: Octopus sinensis (East Asian common octopus)
Lineage: Eukaryota; Metazoa; Mollusca; Cephalopoda; Octopoda; Octopodidae
Exons: 3
Coding region: 226-669 (147 amino acids)
Cellular component (GO): membrane
Source: RefSeq, a predicted model, not a curated record